This is a messenger RNA of Acytostelium subglobosum LB1, 1119 nucleotides long. RefSeq lists its product as hypothetical. The transcript is spliced from 5 exons. The record is from RefSeq and is a predicted model, not a curated record. Gene Ontology annotation, biological process: response to nutrient; branched-chain amino acid catabolic process. The coding region runs from base 1 to 1119 and encodes 372 amino acids. Lineage: Eukaryota; Evosea; Eumycetozoa; Acytosteliales; Acytosteliaceae. Gene Ontology annotation, molecular function: catalytic activity.
AUGUUUGCAGUGAAGAGAUUGAACACCAGCACCUUGUUGAUUAAGGGAAUCAGAUCGUUCCACUCAACCCCAAUUCGAUUGGCCGGUGGACAUGGCGCACCAAUCGCCUAUCCAUCACUAGCGAUCGAGAAUGCAGGAGAGACACAAAAGAUGAACUUGUUCCAGGCCAUCAACAACGCCAUGGACCUCUCACUCAAGGCAGACGAAAAGGCUUGCGUCUUUGGUGAGGACGUUGGCUUUGGAGGUGUAUUCAGAUGCACUGUCGACCUGCGCAACAAAUACGGACCAAAGCGUGUCUUCAACACACCACUCUGUGAGCAAGCUAUUGCCGGCUUUGCCAUCGGAAUGGCUGCCCAAGGAGGAACGGCCAUCGCAGAGAUCCAAUUCGCAGAUUACAUCUUUCCCGCUUUUGAUCAGAUCGUUAACGAAGCAGCUAAAUACAGAUAUAGGUCAGGUGGAAUGUUCAAUUGUGGCAGUUUGACCAUCAGAGCUCCAUAUGGUGCUGUGGGACACGGAGGACACUAUCACUCACAGUCACCAGAGGCUUACUUUGCCCAUACACCUGGAUUGAAGGUUGUAAUGCCAUCAACACCAAUCGAAGCCAAGGGACUCCUGCUUGCCUCAAUCAAGGAUAAGAAUCCAGUGGUCUUUUUCGAACCCAAACUGCUGUAUAGGUCUGCUGUGGAGGAGGUUCCCGUCGGUGAGUACGAGGUGCCCCUUGGCAAGGCAAGAGUGGUACAGGAGGGUACCGAUAUCACCAUUGUCGGCUGGGGCGCACAGAUGCGAGUUUUGUUGCAGGCCUGUCAGAUGGCCAAGGAGAAGUUGGGCAUCUCAUGUGAGCUCAUCGAUCUGAGAACCAUCCUACCAUGGGACGUCGAAACCAUUGAGGCAAGCGUCAAGAAGACAGGCAGACUGGUGAUAAGCCACGAGGCACCAAAGACUGGCGGUUGGGCUGCAGAGAUCUCAUCAACCAUCCAAGAGCGCUGCUUCCUCCACCUGGAGGCUCCUAUCCAAAGAAUCUGUGGAUACGACACACCUUUCCCAUUGAUCUUUGAGCGAUUCUAUGUACCAGACCAUCUCAAGAACUUUGAGGCCAUCAAGAAGUCAAUCAACUAUUAG